AUGCAUCUCGCUGAACGUCUAGAAACCUUUAGGAAACGCAAGGUAGCAAAGCUCGUCCUCAUCGUGAGUAUUGCCCCCGGCCAGGACCAUGUCAUUGCCAAAGGGCACAUCCUGCAGUCCAACAUCAUCAUCACUAGACUCCAGCUCGGCGCUGUACAUCUCGCCAGUGAUAUGAUCCAUGAUGGUGGCUACCUUGUGGUACUCUUUCGUCAGCAUUUUGCCCUCCCUGUAGAAGAUCUUCUUGAGCCUGAGGGCGAGUAUGAAGUCGGUCGAAUUGUCAAGGGACUUUCCUGCAUGAUUCCCUGCACCGCCGCCAACGAAGGGUCGCUCUGCAGCGAGGCUCCACGUGCCAUCUUCAUCCCUGUCACCAUGAAGACGGGCUCCCUAUACUGGCACGCCAUCAUCCGCGACUUGACUCUGUAG
This is a messenger RNA of Clonostachys byssicola, 423 nucleotides long. The record is from the annotation of a GenBank genome assembly. Lineage: Eukaryota; Fungi; Ascomycota; Sordariomycetes; Hypocreales; Bionectriaceae.